AGCCGAAGUCGGGCUCUCAACCAACUGAGCCACCCAGGCACCCCAUAAAUAUUCCAGUUAUUUCAAUGGAAAUUUAAACUUUAUACUACUUGGGUUAUUGUGAGUUCAGUUCAAAGCUCUUUGGAAGUAAUGUUCAUUGCAGAGCACGAAAGGGGAUAUGGCUCUCUGGUCAAGAUGGCACCAGGGCCGUCUCUUGAAAUUUUUUUGGUGUGUUUCCUGGGGAUGGGAGGAUUGACAUGGAGGAGGACUCCAAAAAAUGAUUUUUGUAGUAUUGGAAUGUAAAUAAUCCUUGUGAAAAUGUCUUUGGGAGUCUGUCUUAUCAGUAUAAACCUUUGCCUGACUCCCAUGAUGUGGUAGAUGCCACGUAAUAUUCUGUAGCCAGACUCAAGGGGACCGUGAUGACUGGGAGAAUAAAUCCUGUGUCAGAAAUAUGACUAAAUACUCAUUUCACAAUACAUACACUUCUCCGGUAUAAUGUUCUUGUAGAAUGCAAACAUGCUGAAGGAAACCUUAAGAUAACUGAGGUAUCUAAGAAAGAUAACAGGCAGAGAAUCAUGUAUGUUUUAGGUCGGAGGCUCAUCUUUACAAUUGUGACUACUGAGAGCAUAGGAAGGGAUACUGAUAAAGCCCUCCUGUAUUCUGGAAUAGCUGUCCUGUAGGCAAAGCAACAUAAUCAGUGCUGUGGAACAUAGUGUUUGCUCUACAUUGUCUUCCCAUCAAUGACCAUGUGGGACAUUUGUAAUUUGGUUUCCCAGAACUACUUUGUCAUGUUCAAGAAGAAUGUAAUUAAUAUGACCAUACAUAUUUGACAUGCUUUGCAUGACAAAAGCACACUGGAGACAAAGUCUGGCAAUAAAAUGACAUAGUAUGUAGGAUAGGAGCAAGCUGGAAAUGAGGAUACGGUGCCGAUUUGCGUGAAAAUCAAGUCUUCUCAGCAUAAAUGUAGGUGGAGUAUGGUUCACGACCUUUUCCUCUGAUCAGUUUAUGGAUGACCAUCAAAAUCAUUUUAUUUUAAAUGGGAAAAAGUGCAAUAAUGUGUCUUCAGCAGACUUUUCUUCUGUAUCUUGUCCCUUACACGUGAUCUUUAUAUUUUAAGAAUUUUGGGUCAGAUACCAAGAAAUUUUACUUUUACAACCAUAAUUCUGUGUAACCAAGGAGAAUCAGAUAAAGGUAAUGAAGUAGAAUGAUUAUGGUAAAGCAAAAAAUGUUUCUGUGCAAAACUUAAUAGUUCCACUAGAUGGUAGCAAAUGGUUGUUUUAUACCUUUACAGUGACUGUGUUGUUUAUAAAAUGAUCACUUUUCCUUCUUUCUUUCUUUUUUAAGAUUUUAUUUAUUUACUUUUCUGAGUAAAACCUAUACCCAACAUGGGGCUAGAACUUAAAAUCCUAGGAUCAAGAGUUGCAUGUUCUGCCAGCUGAGCCAGCCAGACACCCCAAAAUGCUAACUUUUCUAAAAUUAGAAAAACAAUUCUGGAAAGUAAAAAUUGAAUCUGAAAUGCUGCUUCCUUUGGAGAGGGUAAAACACAGUUGAGUUUAAAUCUGUCAAAGAAAAGGCAGAUAAAACUUCUUUUCCUAAUAGUCUUUUCAAGUGGCAAGAAAACAUUAAUUCCAAGCCUGGUUUCUGGUGGCUAUUGAUAAAAUUUUGCAGAAAAUCGUGGGUCGUGUAUGGACUAUUUCUCCUAGUGUUACGAAGUUUGUAUGCUUUUAAAUGACCUGUCCCUGGAGUGGGGCAGCGGCAGGGGCCCAGCAUGCAGUGCACACCGCCUUAGCUGCAGCAGUAGUGGCUGCCGUAGAGCCACACCUGCCAUCACAGCCCCUGCUCUGGUGCAGCCACCCUCGCUCCCUCUGCUCGUCCUCCCUUCGCUAGCACCAUGGCUGACGAGGUGACCGAAGAACAGAUUGCCGAGUUCAAGGGAGCCUUCUCCCUACUUGACAAAGAUGGUAAUGGCACCAUCACAACAAAGGAACGUAGAAUUGUCAUGAGGUCAUGGAGUCAGAACCCAGCAGGAGCCAAAUUGCAGGAGAUGAUCAAUGAUGAGGUGGAUGCUGAUGCUAAUGGCACCAUUGACUUCGCAGAAUUUUUGACUGCGAUGGCUAGAAAAACGAAAGAUACGAGCAGUGAAGAAGAAAUUUGCGAAGUGUUCCGAGUUUUUUUUUACAAGGAUGGGAAUGGUUAUAUCAGUGUGGCAGAACUAUGUCGUGUCAUGACAAACUUAGGAGAAACACUAACAGAUGAAGAAAUAAAUGAUCAGAGAAGUAGAUAUUGAUGGAGAUGGGUAAGUCCACUAUGAAGAAUUCAUACAGAUGAUGACUGCAAAAUGAAGACCUACUUUCAGCUCCUUUUCCCCUCUGUAGAAGAGUCAUAUUGAAUAUUUUACUUACCUCUUGCAAAAAAAAAAAACAAAAACAAAAACAAAAGCAAAAAAACAAAACAGAACAAACCGUUCAUCUACUCUUUCUCUUUCUAUAAAGCAAAACUGAAUGUCGAAAGUACCUUCUGUCCACACACGCAAAAUCCACACAUAUGCGUUGGUGGUCCUGCCUCCUGAAGAUCAAGCUACAUGUCAGUGUUACUAUAUAAACGCUUGUACUCCCUUAAUGAUAGGAAAGCACUUAGUGGACUCCUUGCGUGCCCAUUUGCUAAUGGCCAGUUUUUCAUGAAUGUAGCUUGACAAUUGAGCACUGUCAGGCUUUUGUCUUAAAAACGAAAAAUGAAAAAUCAAAUUUGAAACCUAUUCAAAAUGUGUUCCGGUUCAGUUUGUUAGUAUAAAUUGUCGAACCUGGUUUACUGAAAACAAACCUUUAAAAUUGGCUUACCUCAGGACGCUGUGCAGAAAAACGGGUGAAGGAUAGGAUGUCUAAGCGCAGCCCCACUGAGCUGGCUGGCCCUCUGGUACUUCCAUGCGCCCACCUGUGAUGGUGGGGACACACAUCCCUGCGGCAUGCCGCGUGUGUUGGUUUGGUGUUGUCCGUGUUGUAUUGGCACGAAACGGGGGUGUCAGGCUGUCACGAUUCGUACAAAUGUUUCAAAAGAAACCUUUACCAAGGGAACGUCUUUGGACUCUGUUUUUAAAAUCUUCUGAGCCAUGGGUUGGAGCCAGCAGGCUGGGCUGUAGCUGUGGACUUCAGCACAACCAUCAACAUUGCUGUUCAAGAAAUUAUAAUUUAUAUCCAUUCCAAGUUGUAAAUCCUGGUCUUUUUCCCCCAGUAAAAGGACUAUUAACUUACAAAAAAUAAAAUGCCUUUUUCCUGGAUUCCCAUGGUCGGUCAUGAAGUUGGUUGUGUUGCAAUAAAAUUUGAAAUGAAGAGAACACUUGGAGGAGUUCAAUGCGACGGUGGAAUGAUAGUAUAAGUAAACAUUUUAAAACAAGAUUUCAUCUGCUUUUGAUCUAUUUUCUACAAACCUUUCAUUAGUUUUGCCAAACAGAGUUUCGUAUAGGUAGUCUGCUAGUGGCUCACGGUUUAAUUAAGGAUAACCUGAUUAAAAAUAGACAUUUCAAAAGAGAGAGGAUCGAAGCAAGCAAAUGAGUGGUAUCACAUAUGUAUGUACCAGUUUGUUUAAUGAUUCACCCGUAUAGAGGCAUCUGGGCUGUUUCCAGGUUUUGGCUUUUACAAAGAAAGCUUCUAUGAACAUUCACCUACAGGUUUUUGCAUGAACAGAAUUUUCAUUCCUCUGGGAUAAAUACAUACACAGGUUUGCAGUCACUGAGUCAUAUGAUAUUUAUAUGUUUAGUUUUAAAACAAUCCAUCUAAUUUUUCCAGAGUGGCUGUAUCAUUUUACAUUUCCACCAGCAAUAUAUGGGUGAUCAAGUUCCUUGUCAUGCUAGUCAGCACUUAGUGCUGUCCUUAUUUUAUAUUUUAGCCAUUCUGAUAGGUGUGAAGUGAUAUUUCAAUGUAGGUUCAGUUUGCUUUUCCCUGUUGGAUAAUGAUAUUGAACAUAUUUUCAUGUGCUUAUUCAUCAUCUCUAUAUCCUCUUCACUGAAAUGUCUCUGUAUACCUUUUGCCUGUCUUCUCAUUGAAUUAUUUAUUUUUUCACUGUGGAGUUUUUAGUGCUCUUUGUAUAUUAUACAUACUGGUUGUUUGUCAGACAUGUGGCUUUCAAAUAUCUUGUUACAGUCUGCACCUUGUCUUUUUGUCCUCUUAACAGCUCUUUCACAUAGGAGAAGUUUUUAAUUUUGAUGAGGUCCAUUUCGCCAAAUAAACCCUUUAAUGAGAUUUCUUAUCUGAGAUUUAGCUUGUGAAGGAACACAUGAUAAGACAAAUAUUGUAGAUCUAUUGUAAUAUAAUUUAUGAUGAGCAUCUCCCAUUUUGGACUAAAAACUUUAAUAAAAAGCACAAUUUACCUAUAUUUUUGUGACUAAUAAAACUAUGCACAUCUUUUUUCUUAAUUUGUAUUAACUUUUUAGAGAGAGAGAAAGAAUGCAAGCAGGGGAAGGGCAGAGAGAGAGGGAGAGAGAGGAUCCGAAGUGAGCUCCACAUUGAGAGCGGAGAGUCUGAUGCGGGGCUCAAAGUCACUAGCUGUGAGAUCAUAACCUGAGUUGAAGUCGGGUGUCCCACUGACUGAGCGCCCAGGUGCUCCUGUACAUCUUUUAUUUUUAUCUUCUACCUCAGUUAGAUUGAAAUUUGUUUUUUGAGGGUUAGGAUUGUGUUCAUUCAUCCUGAGUCCUCUUUGAAGUUGGGUACAAGGUCUUACACAGAACAGGUGUUCAACAAAUAUAUUUUAAUAUUCCAUCAAGCCAUCAUGGCAGGGUGUAAAGAGGUAGAGUUUGCAAUAGUGACUUGAAAUUCUGGCUUUGCCUCCUUGCCUGCAGUGAAAAAUUGGGUGAGUCAUUUCACUUCUUGAGCUUCAAUUUCCUUACCUAACAUUUUGGAUAAUUAUACCAAGUUCAUGGUCUUCUCGUGGGUUUCAAAUGAAAUCACAUCUGUGAGGCACCCAGUAAGGUGCGUGACACAUAGUAGAUUGUAAGUAAAUGGUAAUUAUUGGAGUUACCAGGAUUUCAGCUCCAUAAAUCCUUUUUUAAAAAAAAAUUUUUUUACAUUUAUUUAUUUUUGAGAAACAGAGUGAGACAAAGCGUGAGCAGG
Felis catus (domestic cat) is the source of this 5081-nucleotide messenger RNA. RefSeq names its product calmodulin-alpha-like. The coding region runs from base 1871 to 2266 and encodes 131 amino acids. The transcript has a single exon. Gene Ontology annotation, molecular function: calcium ion binding. The record is from RefSeq and is a predicted model, not a curated record. Lineage: Eukaryota; Metazoa; Chordata; Mammalia; Carnivora; Felidae.